Molecule: messenger RNA, 1393 nt
Organism: Abrus precatorius (Indian licorice)
Lineage: Eukaryota; Viridiplantae; Streptophyta; Magnoliopsida; Fabales; Fabaceae
Product: secretory carrier-associated membrane protein 1-like
Exons: 13
Coding region: 201-1115 (304 amino acids)
Biological process (GO): protein transport
Cellular component (GO): trans-Golgi network membrane; recycling endosome membrane
Source: RefSeq, a predicted model, not a curated record
AUGCAGAUAUUCCGUUUCGGCUUCUCUGAAGAGUUUCUGUUUUGUGUGUGCAGUUUCUCACUGAACAUACAAACAAAAUCGGAAAGAGAAAAAGCCGUAGAUUCCUCUCUCAUUCUCUCUCUCUCUCUCUCUCUCUCUCACACACACACACAGACAAGAAGAAGCAUUGCAGCAACCGCAACAGAAUCCAUUGUGCUCUGAUGAGUCGCUACGACACAAAUCCUUUCGACGAUGACGUCGAGGUCAAUCCCUUUGCGGAUGGAAAUAAAGGAAAAGGGUCAGGGCAAUCGAGUUAUGGUGGAGGUGCAUUUUAUACUACUAACACUGGAAGUGUUCCCUCUGCAAACUCAAGGCUCUCACCCCUUCCUCCAGAGCCUUAUGAUCGUGGGGCUACCAUUGACAUCCCUCUAGACAACUCAAAGGACAUCAAAGCAAAGGAGAAGGAACUUCAAGCUAAAGAGGCUGAAUUGAAAAGAAGGGAACAGGAACUAAAACGAAGGGAAGAUGCUAUAGCACGAGCUGGAGUAGUUAUAGAGGAGAAAAAUUGGCCACCUUUUUUCCCCCUCAUUCACCAUGACAUUGCAACUGAAAUACCUAUCCAUCUUCAAAGGAUCCAGUACAUUGCAUUUUCAACAUGGUUGGGUUUGAUUCUGUGCCUUUUGUGGAACAUUGUGGCAGUUACUACUGCUUGGAUCAAAGGAGAAGGUCCUACCAUCUGGUUUCUUGCUAUUAUCUAUUUUAUUUCUGGUGCUCCAGGAUCCUAUGUGUUGUGGUAUCGCCCUCUUUAUCGUGCUAUGAGGACUGACAGUGCUCUCAAAUUUGGCUUGUUUUUCUUGCUCUACAUGUUGCACAUUGCCUUCUGCGUUUUUGCUGCAGUUGCUCCACCAAUUAUCUUCAAAGGAAAAUCUCUCACAGGAAUUUUGCCCGCGAUUGAUGUGAUGGGCGACAAUGCAUUGGUUGGGAUAUUCUAUUUUAUUGGGUUUGGACUUUUCUGUGUUGAGUCAUUGCUGAGCAUCUGGGUUAUACAGCAAGUAUAUAUGUACUUCCGCGGCAGUGGCAAGGCUGCAGUGUUAAAGCGUGAGGCUACGAGAGGGACAAUGAUGGCAGCUCUGUGACAGUGGCACUUAACAAAUGCUUUCUCAAUGGUUAUAAAAAAAAAGAAGAAGAUUUCUUUGGUUACCAGUUCCUUACGCACCUUUUACGCCUUCGUUAAUACCUGGAUUUUUUUUUUUAAGGUUUUGGCCUUUGGUUGAGUCAAAUCAGAUAAUUAAGAUAAAAGCUUAGUUGUGAAUAUAUAGAAAACAUUGUUUGAAAUGGCUCCUUACACAUGAUUCAUUUCGUAGCAUAUUUGUUUAUAAUUUUAUUAACAAAAUACUUCAGCAUAGAUUAAUAU